UUCAGCGCGAAAUAAAUAAAAUGGCAAAGGCGCGGUCAAAACCCUAGAAAUCGGAAUAUAUAGAUAAAUAUAAAAAAAAGAUACAACAUACAGAGACAGAGAGGACGGAAUCUGCUAAAAAAGUCACUCUGAUUUAACAUUUCUCGCUCUACAUCAUUCACUUUCUAGAAAGUAGUCUCUGUUGAUUGUAAUGGCGGGGCAGAGGAAUAGUUACGGGAAGCGGGCUCAUUCGCAGUCAGAUUAUGAUAUUGGUGGAAAUAAGAGGAGAAAUUCCGGUGAUGAUAGAGAACGUUUUGUUAUUGAUUCGCAAGAUACUGUGUAUCGGUAUUUGUGUCCGGCUAGGAAGAUUGGGAGCAUAAUAGGAAGGGGAGGGGAGAUUAUUAAGCAAUUAAGGAUUGACACUAAGUCAAAGAUUAGGGUUGGUGAAACAGUGCCGGGCUGUGAAGAACGUGUUGUUACCAUCUAUAGCCCGAGUGAUGAGACUAAUGAAUAUGAAGACAGUGGUAAUUACAUUUCUCCUGCACAGGAUGCUCUGUUCAGGGUGCAUGAUAAGGUUAUUGCAGAAGAUUUGCAAGUUGAAGAUGACUCUGAAGGAAGUCCACAAGUCACCGCAAAGCUUCUUGUACCAUCUGAUCAGAUAGGAUGUAUUAUUGGGAAAGGUGGGCAGAUAGUUCAGAACAUACGCAGUGAGACUGGUGCAGUGAUCCGCAUUCUCAAGGAUGAGCAUUUACCUCCUUGUGCGUUAAGCUCAGAUGAGCUUGUACAGAUUUCUGGUGAAGCUGCAGUUCUCAAAAAGGCUUUAUAUCAAAUAGCAUCUCGCCUUCACGAUAAUCCAUCACGGUCUCAGCACUUGCUUGUUUCUGCUGUUCCAAAUGUGUACUCUUCUGUUGGUUCCCUGGUAGGUCCAUCUGCAGCUGCCCCAAUUGUUGGAAUUGCUCCUCUCAUGGGUCCUUAUGGUGGUUUCAAAGGUGAUACUGGAGACUGGUCUCGAUCAUUAUAUUCAGCUCCAAGAGAUGAACUUGCUUCGAAAGAAUUUUCACUUCGUGUGGUAUGUCCAACUGCCAACAUUGGUGCUGUAAUUGGGAAAGGUGGUACCAUCAUCAACCAGAUCAGACAGGAGUCUGGAGCAACAAUCAAAGUUGAUAGUUCAGUUGCUGAAGGAGAUGAUUGCUUGAUAACUAUUUCAGCGAAGGAGAUCUAUGAUCACUAUUCUCCAACAAUAGAAGCAGCCGUACGUUUGCAACCUAGAUGUAGUGAGAAAAUGGAAAGAGAUUCAGGUCUUAUCUCUUUUACUACCCGUCUACUUGUGCCCUCCUCUCGAAUUGGGUGCCUUCUGGGUAAAGGAGGAGCUAUUAUAGAUGAGAUGAGGAAACUUACCAAAGCUAUUAUUCGAAUACCUAGAAAGGAAAAUCUUCCCAAAGUUGCAUCUGAUGAUGAUGAGAUGGUGCAGAUUGCUGGAGACCUGGAUGUUGCCAAGGAUGCUCUCAUACAAAUAAGUCGACGGUUAAGAGCUAAUGUUUUUGACAGGGAAGGUGCAAUGUCUGCUAUUCUACCAGUUUUACCAUACCUUCCUGUCUCAGCUGAAGGUUCGGAGGGUCUAAAUUAUGACAGUAGAGAUGGUAAAAGACAUGGACGUGGAAGCUCUUAUGCUGGUGGCUAUAGCUCAAGUGAUUAUGCUUCUGGUGACGGUUAUGGUAGCUAUGGUAGCUCACAGAUUAAUGCUAGUGGAGGUCCUUAUGGAGCCUAUGGAAGUUAUUCUUCAGGACGCACUGGUACUUCCGGGUUAUCUGGCCAGGCCCCUGUUUCUCGACGCAAAAGCUAUUACUAGAAUUUGAUGAUGGCUACUGCAGGAAUCUGAUGCACUUAUUUACCUUUGCUUCCUCUCCUUUCCCAUCAAAACAGCUGAGAUCUAUGAAGCCUGAAGCCAGCCUACUGCCUCUUUUGAUGAAGCCUACUGCCUAAACUGGAAGACCAGGUGUACGGGGAUUUGACAUACACUUGGCCCACCUUGAUGAUCUCACCUAGAAGAACCAAAUACAUUUGGAGAUCUUGAUAUUGACUAAACACUUGUCAUGUCCCUGAUAAUAAAUUACCGAGCUCUAAGAACCUCUUUAGUGGCACGCCUUUAUUGUUUUUCUUGUUAGUGGAACUUGUCUUUUAAUUAUGGAGACCGUGUUUCUUCCAUCCUUUGGUGGCUGUAUUUCUUGCAUCCUAUAGCACUUGUAUUAAGAGUAACUUGGGUUUUAUUUCCUGCAAUUCUCUGCUACACCAAUCGAGUUUGAUUUUUGAAUUUAUGCUGGGUUUGAUUA
Molecule: messenger RNA, 2309 nt
Organism: Populus trichocarpa (black cottonwood)
Lineage: Eukaryota; Viridiplantae; Streptophyta; Magnoliopsida; Malpighiales; Salicaceae
Product: RNA-binding KH domain-containing protein RCF3
Exons: 8
Coding region: 191-1828 (545 amino acids)
Biological process (GO): regulation of gene expression
Cellular component (GO): nucleus; cytoplasm
Molecular function (GO): mRNA binding
Source: RefSeq, a predicted model, not a curated record